UCCACUGGCUUUGGGAAGCUCUUCUCUCUGCUCUCUUCUCUCUUCUCUCACAUCAGGCAAAAAAGCAAACACUUAACGAGGAAGAAACACACUCAUUUCUCUCUCACGUUCCCCUAAAUUUUAUAACUUUUUUUUGGGUUUCUGGUUUUGUGGUUAAAACCAUUUUCUCUCCUUAAAUCUCUCUGUUGGAGAAAGUAAUUAUGUUUUAGGUUCGACUACUCUGUUUCUGGGAAUUUUCAUUUCUUUUUUUUCUUUCUUUCUGGGAUCACAUUUUGCUUUUUUUCUUUUUUUUUUUUCUUUUGGUUCUUUUAUUUUGUAACGCCAUUUAUGUGUUGAAACUGUUACCAAGUGUUGGGUCUCUGAGUAGGAGAUGGUGAGAAUCUCGCUGCUUUUGUUGUGUCUACUGGUUUCUACUUGUCUUUUCCAUACUUCAUCAGCACAAGCUCCAGGUUUUGUAAGCUUGGAUUGUGGAGGUGCAGAGCCAUUUACUGAUGAGCUUGGACUUAAAUGGUCACCUGAUAAUCAUCUUAUAUACGGGGAAACCGCUAAGAUAUCGUCCCUUAACGAAACAAGAGCUCAGUACACGACUUUGAGGCAUUUCCCUGCUGAUUCAAGAAAGUAUUGCUACACACUCAAUGUCACUAGUAGGAAUCGUUAUCUCCUUAGAGCUACUUUCUUGUAUGGUGAUUUCGACAACAGCAGCAAUGUGUAUCCCAAAUUCGAUAUCUCCCUAGGGGCGACUCAUUGGGCGACCAUUGCUAUCUCUGAAACCUAUACAAUCGAGACAGCAGAACUGGUGUUUCUGGCUUCUACUCCUAGUGUCAGCGUUUGUUUGUCCAAUGCCACUACUGGGAAGCCGUUUAUAUCUACCCUUGAGCUUAGGCAGUUGAAUGGUCCAAUGUAUAGCACCAACUUUGAAGACCGGUUUUACCUGAGUGUUGCAGCUCGGAUUAAUUUUGGUGCUGAAAGUGAAGCUUCUGUGAGGUACCCGGAUGAUCCGUAUGAUAGAAUAUGGGAAUCUGAUUUGUUAAAGAAGCCUAAUUAUCUUGUGGAUGUUGCUGCUGGGACUGUACGAGUGUCGACUACAUUGCCUAUUGAAAGCAGUGUCCAUGAGAAACCGCCUCAGAAGGUUAUGCAGACGGCUGUGGUUGGAACAAACGGGUCCUUAACUUACAGAAUUAAUCUGGAGGGCUUCCCUGGUUCUGGUUGGGCAUUUACAUACUUUUCUGAAAUCGAGGAUUUGGCUGACGACGAGUCAAGGAAGUUCAGAUUAGUUCUACCUAAUCAGCCUGACAUUAGCAAAUCCAUUGUUAACAUCAAGGAAAAUGCGCUGGGACCACAUCGUGUUUAUGAACCUGGCUAUCCUAACAUAACCCUUCCAUAUGUGCUNUAA
This is a messenger RNA of Camelina sativa (false flax), 1393 nucleotides long. NCBI's taxonomy places the organism in Eukaryota, Viridiplantae, Streptophyta, Magnoliopsida, Brassicales, Brassicaceae. The record is from RefSeq and is a predicted model, not a curated record.